Molecule: messenger RNA, 285 nt
Organism: Cetraspora pellucida
Lineage: Eukaryota; Fungi; Glomeromycota; Glomeromycetes; Diversisporales; Gigasporaceae
Source: the annotation of a GenBank genome assembly
AUGGCUAGUUUUGGUGAAUGGUUCUAUGAAAAAGUUAUGUUCUUUUUAAUCAGUAAGGAUACAAAUACUACAAAUCUUCCAAACAGAUUUAGAACGAGUGAAAUGCUAGAUAAAGUCGAACAAUGGAUUAAUGAAUUGCAAAUAGCAGCUGAACAUCCUAAUGAAGUUUUUGUAGAAGAAAUGUUAUUAGCUCAUGAAACUUUAUCUACAGAUGAGUUUAAUGAUUUAAUAAAUAGAAUUGAACAUGGAUUGGUAAAAGCAUUAGAGGCAUUUAAACGGCCCUGA